AUGUCUUUACCCCUUCACCUAGCAGCCAGUCGUGGAAAUCUUGACGAAGUUCAACGUUUAGUAAGUGAAGGGGCAUCGCUAGGAUUGAUAGGUGAAGAUGGUCUAACACCCCUUAUGCAGGCUGUACACAAUAAUCAUGAACAAGUGGCAGUACAUCUCGUCAAAGAGAUGGCCGGACCGGACCUGGCGUUGAAAGAUAUAUUCGGAUACAAUAUCCUUCACUACUUGGCAAGAGAAGGCCACCCAUGGGCACUGGUAAUGGAGAUUGUGUGUGAAAAGUGUCCGGACGCCAUACAAAUGGUUAACUACAAGGGACGACGGCCAAUAGAUGUGGCCAGAGAAAAAUUGGACGAUAACCCAGAACAAAGUGAAUAUAAAGACGUAAUUCAUCUUCUUGAUCAACACGCACAGUACCAGGUUAAGAAAGGGAUCGCUGAGAAAAUGGUUCAAACUUGCAACAUCACCAUUACCUUUAUUGGGAACGUCGGAUCCGGAAAGACAUGCCUACGGAAACAACUGUCACGGGAAGAAUUUCCAGUAGAUGGUCCGGAAUCAACAAACGUUGUGGAAUUUCUAGCAAAUUAUUUAGAUUGGGAUCCAAUCACAGGCUUUCGUCAAAAGCUUGGCGAGGGAGGGGAGGAGGAAACUGGUAUUGAGCGUUUACGGCGAAUAUUUAAACGUUACAGUGCACAGAAAUCCAACACAAAUCUGAACAAUCCAAACCAACAUGACGUUUCUGCUAAAUUAGAAGUGGGCACAUCAUCGAUCCAAAUGAGAAGCAUCCCCCUUACAAAUGAAGGAAAUAUAUCCAAUGCACAACAGGAAAUGGUAGGCGAAAUUUUAUACCAGUAUGAAGACCACGAAUACUGGUACGACACACAAUACGAAGAUGACUUUACAAGCGACCCCGAAGAUGACGAGAGCAAACACCUGUAUGAGGAACUGGUCAAUGCCGAAGGAAAGGAGACAAAAGAAAAGGAAAGCGACACAGUCAGUGGCUUCAUUACUCUUUAUGAUUUUGGUGGAGAGACAGUUUUCUACAAUACACACCAUUGUUUUAUGUCAGGGGAUAUGGUGUUUAUUUUGGUCUUCGAUGUAGCGAAGUGUGUCGAUUCGGAGAAGAGAUAUACGGAAAUAGGCAGCAUAGAAACCUGGCUUUGUUCCGUAGGUACAUACGCCGUAGACGACAAUGAUGGAAAGAGAGGAACGCCUCCCAUUAUACUAGUAGGAUCCCAUCUAGACCAGGUUUCUGGAACGGAAGAGGAAAAAUUCAAGGUAUUUGGGUCCAUUCUUGAUCAAUUAUACCAAAACCGAAGGAUAAGACGAAUAAUGGAAAAGCAUGUCUAUGAGAUGUUUCCGAUUUCCAAUCUGAAUGAUACAACACAACAUAAAGACCUAUAUGAGACGAUUUGGAGGAAGUUAUUCGAAGUAGCACCGUUUCAGUCUGAAUGGAUGAAGCUAGUACCUGCGAGGUGGAUAGCAAUAGAACAAGAACUUCUCAAACGGAAAGGACAAGGUUUAAAUAUGAUGACAUACCAGGAUGUAAUGGAUUUGAACAGAGAGCUUUUGGUGCCUCUAUCAGACGAUAAAGAUAUCCUACAUUUUUUAAAAAAACUACAAAUAACGGGGUCGAUGCUCGUUGUCAACCUUCAUCAUAAUCCUGUGAUUAUUCUGAACCCCAACUUCAUCUUAGACGCCCUGAAAUGCAUUAUCACAGAUCCUAAAUUUACCUCUGGAUUCAAAGAACGACAGAGAUGGAAUGCUUUUGCGAAAACUGGAAAAUUGCCCUUCGACGAUCUGCAUGCCUUAUGGAAAAAUGAAACAUCAAAAGAUUUCAGCGAGAACGAAGAGACCAUUAAGCUGGUGAUGGAAACGUUCGGUCUUCUCGCUAAGCCAAUAUUGGACGAUGGAUGCAUUGAUUACUAUGUUGUUCCGUGCAUGCUGCAGGAAGCAGAUCCUGAAUCAUUACAACCGCUAUUAACUGAACCCGACAUAAUCAUGUCACCUGCUCUGUGCUUCAGAUUUGAACAGGAAUAUAUCCCACACGCCAUUUGGGAUAAACUUAUCGCCACAUGUAUCCACAGGUUCCAUUGCAUGGACGAACCGAUACAAGAUCAGUCUUUAUUUGUACGCAGAAGGUUCGUCUGCCUAGCAGUGGACUACAUGUGGAACAUCAUCCUAAACUGUAGGGGAAACGCGAUGAAAGUCAUAAUGUUCAAACGAGACAAAAACCACAGCUUGGAUCAAGAAAUUGGUAUAAAUAUCAGAAAUAUUCUCGAAUACUUUCUUCGGAAGGUACUAGAAAUGAAUCGGCAAACUCAUCUUACUUAUAAAUUUUGCUUGCAUAAUGACUACCGAUUUUUACCUGACGAAAAGAUGGUAGAAAUUGAAAAUCUUCUAAAAGCGUCUAGCUUGCAGUGCCUUGGAGCAAGUGGUAGAGGAUGGAUAUCUCUUGAAGACUACAACUUCUGGUUUUUUAAAACUGGGACGCGCAGAAAACGCCAACCCGACACCGCUGAAAUCUUAGUACACGCCCUCCCUGAAAGAAAACCGUCGCCGAAGGAGAUUGGGCGGAUUGCCAAACUGAUCAGUGGAAGGGGAUAUCAAGUGUUUUUCGUUGAGCUCAACGUUUCUGUCCAUGUAUUGGACCAAAUCAUGGAAGAGACACGCAAUCUCGCCUUUCGCACCAGCAUCACAAAGACGUUUCUGCAUGUUUUGAAUACAAGACUUGACAUCGGUUUCCCUCAAAUCGUGGACGCCAUGCAAAAGCAUGGUAUGCCUUAUGCGAGUCUAUUAGCGAGUUUAGACACAAACUGUGUCGAGGUUUUGAAAGGUUUGGAUUUAUCCAAGGAAGUAUUGAAAACACCAAUCUCAAAUUUCAACAAGGCUUCUAUUGCCAAAUGUAUUAGUGCUAAGUCCUACUACAAUCUGUUCCUUGACCUUGGCAUGGAUUACAAGGACAUUGAUAGAUUCGAUGUUGAUUACCAAAUGGUCGGAGACAGAAUGAUAGCUCUCCUGGAGCUGUGGAUCCGGAAUGAAGGUUCCAAGGCAACCGUAGAAAAGCUUCUAUUAGCUAUGAUGGAAUGCGACAUGGAUGUUAAAUCUCUCUCAGACCGCAUCUUAUCUCCUGUCAAUCGUUACUCGAGUUGA
Molecule: messenger RNA, 3150 nt
Organism: Ylistrum balloti
Lineage: Eukaryota; Metazoa; Mollusca; Bivalvia; Pectinida; Pectinidae
Exons: 9
Coding region: 1-3150 (1049 amino acids)
Biological process (GO): signal transduction
Molecular function (GO): protein binding
Source: RefSeq, a predicted model, not a curated record